Messenger RNA from Gossypium raimondii (Peruvian cotton), 1838 nucleotides. RefSeq names its product protein NUCLEAR FUSION DEFECTIVE 4. Gene Ontology annotation, cellular component: membrane. Bases 108 to 1787 code for a protein of 559 amino acids. The record is from RefSeq and is a predicted model, not a curated record. The transcript has 2 exons. NCBI's taxonomy places the organism in Eukaryota, Viridiplantae, Streptophyta, Magnoliopsida, Malvales, Malvaceae.
AACACACUUAUUCCAUCUCUCUCUCCCAAUUCCUUUAAAUUCGCCAUUAGUGCCCAACUCAUAUUUCAGUUUUACAUCUCCUUUUGCAUUUGGCCUUGGCUUUGGUCAUGCCUCGAAUUUUUCUCCAAUGGCUUAGUCUAGUUGCGAUCAUUUGGCUUCAAUCCAUAAAUGGAACCAACUCAAAUUUCCCAGCUUAUUCAUCCCAACUCAAGCAUCUCCUUUCCAUUUCACAAAUUCAGCUUAACAACCUUGCCUUUGCCUCUGAUGCCGGUAAGCUGUUUGGGUGGCUUUCAGGCAGCGCUGCCAACUACUUGCCCAUGUGGUUGGUCCUUAUCCUCGGUUCAUCUCUCGGGUUGAUCGGUUAUGGAGUGCAAUAUCUCUUCCUCAUAGGUCGUGUCUCCAACUUGUCAUAUGGUGCCAUUUUCUUCCUCGCUAUGCUUGCAGGAAAUAGCAUUUGUUGGAUCAACACAGUUUGCUACCUCGUUAUUAUUAGAAACUUUCCCCUCGACAGUCAACUCGCCGUAGGAUUAACAGGUAGCUACCAGGGAUUGAGUGCAAAAAUCUAUACAGAUAUUGUGGAUGUCGUCUACCCUUGUUCAAACGUGGAGAGAGCCAGAGCCUAUCUUUUCCUUAGCUCUGUCUUACCCCUCACUGUUAGUGUCAUAGUCGCACCGGUAGUUAGAGUUAUUAAUACUGUGAAGUCAAAGAGGGAGGAAGUUGCAUUCAUAUUGAUUCUUAUCAUAACAACAGUCACAGGAGCUUUUGCUAUCAUGGGCAGUAUGGGAUCAGCAUCAAGCUUGUUAUCACCAUUUACUGGUGCAGUUGGAAUGGUAGCGUUGCUAUUAGCCCCACUUCCAAUCCCCCUAGGUUUGGGACUAAGACAUCAAAUCGGGAAACUUUCAGGGGAAAAAAUUCAUAUCGAAGAGACUAAUAGUGUUUCUAUGGAUAAAACGGAGAGUGGGGUGACAUUAGAUAUCAGUGACAUAAUAAGUGAGAGCCCAAGUGAAAGUUUCGAGUUAAGUUUUAGUUCUACUAGUGAAAAAAUGAAUGGAGAUCAGCAAAGCGAAAGCAGUACUAGCGGAGAUGAUAAGAUAAGUGAAACAAACGAGACAAAUAGUGUGAUGGAGGAGAUCGGUGUGAAAGUGAUGCUAAGGAGAUUGAACUUUUGGUUGUAUUUCUUUGUUUAUCUUUUCGCUGUUACAUUGGGCUUGGUAUUCUUCAACAACUUGGGACAAAUAGCUGAAUCUCGAGGGCGUUCAGCUUCUUCUCUUGUUUCAUUAUCUUCAUCCUUUGGUUUCUUUGGCCGUCUCAUACCAUCAAUCGUGGAUUACUUUGUCUCCAGGAGAAAAUACAUGAUAUCGAGACCAGCAUUUGUGGUAGCAUUAAUGGUCCCAACAGGAGCAGCCUUCUUCCUAUUACUAGUCAAGGACAACACCGCCCUAUGGCUUUAUAUCAGCACCGCCACUAUAGGAGUGUGUACGGGAGCAAUUGCUUCUAUAUCUGUAUCUUUAACGACGGAACUGUUCGGGACGAAAAAUUUUGGUGUCAACCAUAACGUUUUGGUGAUCAACAUUCCCAUCGGAUCCUUCCUCUUCGGUUACCUGGCAGCCAUUGUUUAUCGCAAGAAAGUAAAUGCAAAGGGGAAAUGCUUUGGCAUGGAAUGCUACAGAAACACCUUUAUUUUGUGGGGUACCCUUUGUUUUAUUGGGACCUUCCUCGCCUUAAUCCUUUAUGCUCGUACCCGAAAGUUUUACAACUCACAAAGAUCACAGGGUAAUAGAAGUUAAUUAUAAUUUAUUAUUUGAUAUACAUACAUGAAAAGCGAUCUAGCCUUGUAA